AUGUUGGGUUUCUUGGCUUUCUUCUUGUCCUUUUCCUUCUUGGUGCCGAAAGAAUCCCAGUCAUCAAUAGGCUCCGGGUCCGGCUCCUUCGCGGAUGAUUCUUCCGUCUUCCAGAGUCACCUUCGGGUUCCGGUUCAGGGACAACCGCGACAGCUGGUUCGUCAACCUCCGUAA
Messenger RNA from Letharia columbiana, 174 nucleotides. RefSeq lists its product as uncharacterized. NCBI's taxonomy places the organism in Eukaryota, Fungi, Ascomycota, Lecanoromycetes, Lecanorales, Parmeliaceae. The record is from RefSeq and is a predicted model, not a curated record. The transcript is spliced from 2 exons. The coding region runs from base 1 to 174 and encodes 57 amino acids.